Pararge aegeria (speckled wood butterfly) is the source of this 2721-nucleotide messenger RNA. Its product is annotated as ubiquitin-conjugating enzyme E2 R2. The coding region runs from base 446 to 1231 and encodes 261 amino acids. The record is from RefSeq and is a predicted model, not a curated record. Lineage: Eukaryota; Metazoa; Arthropoda; Insecta; Lepidoptera; Nymphalidae. The transcript is spliced from 6 exons. Gene Ontology annotation, biological process: protein polyubiquitination; ubiquitin-dependent protein catabolic process. Gene Ontology annotation, molecular function: ubiquitin conjugating enzyme activity.
UGAUACCAGUCGAUAAAUGGCUGCGUGCGUCACUUCGCUGCGCAAUCAAGCACGGAAAUAACUAACAGCUGUUCUACAAUAUUCGGUCGGGCAACUCAGGUAGCAGCUGUAUACAGAGUAGCACGCAGCAGUUUUCCUUGGAAGCACGAUUGUUUGGACGUUGAAUUGUGGCAAUCUCAUUGUUAUAUUUCACUUUGCUUUGUGGACAUUUCCAAUUUUCGAAGUUGAAAGUCGUUGUUCGUUUUAGUGCUGGCGUUUACAGUGCGCGAAUUGUGAGUUCCUGGCGAUAUGUUUACGAAAAUUCAUACGUUGUUAUUGUGAUUUGAGACCAGUGGAAAUGCCUCGUGAAUACGUGGAUCGCGAGGAGAGCCCCACAGUGUUAUGUCAAUAGAAUCUCUAAAUAGAUAGAAGUUUUAAUUUUGUCGCUGUAGGAUAGGUCAUAAUAAUGUCUAAUACGGUACCAACCAGUUCUGCUCUGAGGGCUUUGGCCUUAGAGUACAAGAGUUUGCAAGAGGAGCCUGUGGAAGGUUUCAGAGUGAAAUUAUUGGGUGAGGACAAUUUGUUCGAGUGGGAAGUUGCAAUAUUCGGACCGCCAGAUACUCUAUACCAAGGCGGAUAUUUCAAGGCACACAUGAAAUUCCCUCCAGACUAUCCAUAUUCACCACCCACAAUUAGGUUUUUAACUAAAGUAUGGCAUCCAAAUGUAUAUGAGAAUGGUGAUCUCUGCAUAUCGAUCCUACAUCCGCCGGUGGACGACCCCCAGUCGGGCGAGCUGCCGUGUGAGCGUUGGAACCCAACACAGUCAGUUCGUACGGUCCUCCUGUCCGUGAUCUCACUGCUCAACGAACCCAACACCUACAGCCCGGCGAAUGUGGACGCCAGUGUUAUGUACCGUCGUUGGAGGGACUCCAAGGGCAAAGACAAGGAAUAUGAAAAUAUUAUAAGGAAACAAGCUCAAGUGGCGCGCGUUGAUGCAGAAAAGGAAGGAAUAGUAGUACCUCUUACAUUAGAAGAUUAUUGCAUUAAGACAGUUAAGUCAACACAAGAACCUCAAGCAUCCAAAGGUCUCCGUGUGUGUACAGGGCAUCUAACGUGGGGACCAACGACAAGCCAAAACAAGCUCGAUAUGACUGACUUCUAUGACGACGAUUACGACGACCUCGACACGGACUCCGAGGGCGAGCACGAGGGUGGUGAGGACGCUGACGACAGCGGCAACGGCGAGUCGUGAUACGUCUUGAUCUCACACGACGAACGGACAACCAGACGUAUAUAACACAUAUUGGAAUAUCGGAUAGAAGCGGAGUUGCGUUGCGGAAAUCCAUGAGAAUAUAUACACUUCUUCCGCUCAAAAGUCUGCAAUACACCCACACAGAAUUUUGGAUGAACUAUGUGAAACUAAAUAAAUAGGUACAUCAUUUAUUUCAUUAUUUAGAUACGUUUAGUAUUUUGAUUUUAUAUUUCAUAAGUAUUAAAUAAAAACACUAAGUAUCUAAAUCGGUCGAAUCGCAUAGCACCAAUGUACACCGCUGAUGUACGUGCCGCGUCUCUGAAGUAGCCGACACCCGUCUUUCGGCAUUAUUUGGCGCGGCGCGGCGGGUGCUUUUAAAGCAAGCAAACUUUUGAGUGGAAGAACUUAUACAAUUAACAUAAAGUUUAAUUUGCUAUAAUCCGCGACAACCGGAAAUAUCUUUAGCUUUAAUAUUUUUUUGUAGGCAGCACCUAAAAGAUCAUCCGGCAUACGUUCUGACGUGCUUAUAACAUACAGCCUGGCUCUGAAUAUGUUGGCUCAUUCCCUCGCCCAAGUAGGCCAUGCUCCAUACUAGAAAAAUCAAAGCCCUGUGUCCGGCUGUUGCAAGUUAUAGCAAAUUAAGCAUAAUAUUGAUUGGUAAAUUGAAGUUAGACCCUGAUCGGGGGCGAAUCGCUUGACUAGUUCAGAAACAUAUGUAUUAAUUGACGUAAGCAAUAUCGUAGCAUUUUGUAUUUUAGAUAUUAUAAACCCAGAUUUACAUUGGGCUAGUUAGGCCCUGUACUUUUGGGUGCAACUUACUGAAUUUAGCUCAGUAAACAGCAGUGGUUUUUUAAGCUAACAACUUGUACGUAGAUUGCGUUAAUGCGCUUUAAAUAGUCUGUUCGGUCGAGUCCACUUUGGUACAGGGAACUUUUAUGUCCUCUUUGUUAGGUAAUACAGUUCAGUGGGCUUUUCAUAUUUCAUACCUUGACGACUCUAAAAUAAGUCAUAUAGUCCAUCUUUAAAACAAAACUAAAUAUAAAGCCUAUAAUCUUAAAAGAAAAGUAUCAACAAUUUCAAAAUAAUACUGCUUUGAGAGAUUGUGGUAGGGCUGAUGUAUUACCUAAGAGGUUUUUAGAGCAAGAAUAAUACCCACAACGCUCUUCCUACGUAGUUGGCGGUUUUUAACGGUUAUUUUGUCAUGUUAGUGAUGAUAACAAUCCAGUAUGUGCUCUAUUAUUGUAGGAUAAAAAGUAAUCUUACUUUUCAAACCACUCUCUGCGCAGGAACAAACAGACCGACAAAUUUAGACAAGUAAGCGUAGGCUCAGUCCUAAUUACAGUUACUGACGUUGUGUAAAUCGGCUUUGACGCUGUCGUCAAAAAUGUAAACUGCAAAUUUGACUAUGCUAUUAGUAUUAUAAUAUAGAUGAACAGUUGAUAGAAGCAGGCGUUACUUUGCGGAAUUCCAUGAUAUACAAUGAAUAUAAA